AUGCUUGCAUAUCGACAAUAUAAGCUGCAACGAGAAUCGGCUGAUUGGCAGUUGGAUGCCCUACUGGAGGAGCUAUCUGCGCUGGAAACUCAGCUGAACUCGUCGAGCGGUGGCGAUCAGCUCCUCCUUGGCAUCCCUUCGCUACCGUCGGGCUCGUCUACUGGAGUAACUCAUACGGAGAAGAAAACCUGUGCCGUAGCUGCCCAACAACGCAAAGUGGAAAGCAAAGAAGAUGUUGGAGUUACGUUAUUUACGAAAAAACCUGGAAGAAGGGGAACGACAAUGGCGUUUGGACGGAGUGCGAAGAAAUUCUAUUUGAGACGCUGA
Messenger RNA from Cooperia oncophora, 327 nucleotides. The record is from the annotation of a GenBank genome assembly. NCBI's taxonomy places the organism in Eukaryota, Metazoa, Nematoda, Chromadorea, Rhabditida, Trichostrongylidae.